CUUCCCCGAAAACCCGACAUGUCGACAAGGCCUGGGCCAACUUCGGCCCUCCAUCCAGGUGUUUUCGACUUCCACUCCCACAAUUCCUAACAGCCAAGGAAUUGUGGGAGUUGGAGUCCAAAACACAUGGAUGGAGGGGCCGAACUUUUUCCCCUCCCGCAAUCGAGACUUCCAGGGCUGUUGUUUACCUCAACUUCCUUUGCUUCGCCCGGUGCCAACUCGCAGCGGAAGUUGUUGUAAUACGGGCCACGGCCUUAACUGCUUACAGCCCGGCUCUGUCCAUCUUUCCCACAGUUGAGAGGGUUGGGGUGGCUCUCACGCAGAGCAGGAUAGCUUUGGCUCUGAAGUAAAGCCUAUAGAUUAGGCCCAGCCUCCGGACUUACGAUUUCCAGAUAAGAGCUCAAGUUUCCUUUGAAUGGCCACAAAGGCUGAUGUGUUGCUGAUGCAGUAAGAGGCAUUCUUCUUUAGACCAGAGGAAAGACCAGUUUGGGUUUUCUUUGCAAUAAAAUACAUUCCUGCCAGUGUCUACCAUCGACUAAGAUUUUGUCCAAAACAUUAUCAUCAGUAAAUGUAAAUGUCAGACCCCAAAUGAUUUUAAGUACAUCACAAAAACUGACCAAUUCAGGGAAUGUUCUGAUUGGAAGUCCAUACAGUACAGCACCAGUCAUGGUCAUGCAGACACACAUCACAGAAGCAACAGGUUGGAUCCCAGGGGACCGAAAAAGAGGCCGAGACUUCAUGGAAUCAGAUUUUUCAGAAAGUAAGAGAAGCAAAAAAGAAGAUAAAAAUGGAAAAGGUCUAAGACAUUUUUCAAUGAAAGUAUGUGAAAAGGUGCAGUGUAAAGGAACAACAUCUUAUAAUGAAGUUGCAGAUGAAUUAGUAUCAGAGUUCACAAAUCCUAAUAAUCACAUAGCUACAGAUUCAGCUUAUGAUCAGAAGAAUAUUAGACGGAGAGUUUAUGAUGCACUCAAUGUGUUGAUGGCAAUGAACAUUAUUUCAAAAGAGAAAAAAGAAAUCAAAUGGAUAGGUCUUCCUACAAACUCAGCUCAGGAAUGUCAAAAGCUAGAGAUGGAAAGGCAAAAACGUAUAGAACGAAUAAGACAAAAGAGAACUCAGCUGGAAGAACUCCUAUUGCAGCAAAUUGCUUUCAAAAACUUAGUACAAAGAAAUCAGUACAGUGAACAAAAUACCCAGGGCCCUCCAGCAGUGAAUUCUACCAUUCAACUACCUUUUCUCAUAAUAAACACCAGCAAAAGAACAGUUAUAGAUUGCAGCAUCUCUUCUGACAAAUUUGAGUAUCUUUUUAAUUUUGAUAAUAUGUUUGAAAUCCAUAAUGACACUGAAAUACUGAAUCGAAUGGGAAUGUCAUUUGGCCUAGAGGCAGGCAAAUGCUCAUCAAAAGACCUAAGAACAGCUAAAUCACUAGUGCCUAAAGCUUUAGAAAAAUAUCUCACAGAUAUGUCUACAGGAAUUCGUUGGGUGAACCAGGAAUUAGUUUUGGAUUCAGCUCAAUCAGGUUCUACUUUGGGCACAGCUGGGGAUUCCACAGUUUUAAAGUCAAGUAGUGCAAAUCCGGGGCUAUGUCUGGAUGCUGAAGUGGGCUUAGCAGCAGAACAACUUCUAAUUCACGGCAGCCAGCAGUCCAGCAGUGCAACGUCCCAUUACUCAGAAUCAUGUGGUGAAACUCCUUGCUCCUUCAGUGAUGAGGAGGACUAAUCUUCACCACAAUAAAGACUCACCAAGGGAAAUGUGCUCUUGUGCACUAGUCAUGUGAGCUUACAUUCUGUAUGUAACCUCUUCUAAAUUUUGUCUUUGCCCUCUGUACUUUGGUGAAGUUUGGAAAAGGUUUAUGCACAGAGACAAGAGAACUGCAGGAGCAGUGUAGUGUUACAGGGUGGGUAAAGAACAUGAUUGCGUGUUCGAACCUUGGCACAUAUUAGAAAACAUGGGUGACUCUAAAUAAGUUAAUGGAUUAUUUUGUGUUAAUGCUGUCUGUACCUGUAUCCAGUUCGAAAGGAUAAUAUGGAGUUCCUCCUCCUCUCCAGUGCGCUGGACAUAGAGAUAAAUCAGACUGAGGUGCAACAAUGACAGGCUUUAUUUGCCACCAGAACAUCUAAUUACAAGGCAAACCUAUGUGCAUGCAUUGCUGCUUAUAUUAAAUAGAGAUCCAGUAGCUAAGUGCUUACAUCUCCAUGCUGUAAUCCUGGUUGAGAGUCUGCCUAUUGAGGAAGGAGCUUCUUACAAGGUCUGGCAUGGGAAGUGGAGUCCAGAGGGAGGAAGGGCACAAUUCUGCUUGUUGUAUUGAAGGACAGUUCUUCGACAUGCUCACUGUGUCAGAUUUCAGAAGUCUUUUUCUUCUGGAAAAUCGCAUAUUUAAAGCCACCAUGUGUAAAGAAAUUAUAGUAAAGGUGUACUGAUGUAGGUUUUGGUCUAACCCAAGCGUGGGCAAAUUUCAGCCCUCCAGGUGUUUUGGACUUCCAACUCCCACAAUUCUGUUCAAAACUUCUGGAGGGCUGAAGUUUGCCCAUGCCAGGUCUAACCUGCUUGCUAAAUACAGACAUGAUAUAAACUCAUAGUGGCAAAAGGUUUGCGCUUAAAGUCCUCCAUUUUAACUUUUCUAAAUUUAGCACUUGUUUUUUCUCAAAGUUAUCUUUCCCCCUUCUACAAUCCGUGAUUGAAGUUGAGAUACUGUAUUUUCUGAAGUUGCUAGUUUGUAAAGUGAAAAAUAAAAAAUAUUGAGGAAGUUUUGAAAAAAAAUAGCAAUACUAAAUACUAAUUUUUAAUUGAUCUAGAUGAUUUCCAAUGUUUAUAAACUAAAAAGAAGGAUGGCAAAAGUCUAAAUUGUAACCUGUUUUUCCACAGAAGACUUUUUGCAUAAACUCUUACAUUUCAAUCAAAUUCAUGUAAUUUUAGUUAACAGAUAAGGAAAUGUAAAAGUCAUUUUUGCUUUAUAAUAAUGUUAUGCUGCACUCAUGGACUAUAACAGAUAUUUAAUUAGAACUGUCUUCAGAGGACUAAAAGGGAAAAAAUUGAAACUCUUUAAACUCAGGUUUUUAAAAACUAAUCUAUAAAGCCAUAAUAGUUUGUUGAUAAAUGCGAAUCUUGCAGUGCUGUUAAGGAAACUCAUGUUUCAACAGUAGUAGCAUGGAUAGAAAGAUAGCAGUUUACUAUAAUAAAUAUUAUUCACUAAGGAACAAUUUUACUUUUACUUUCUCUAAAUUAAGCAAGUUUAAGUGUUAGGAUAUAGUUUAGGAUAUGUUAAAGCAAUACCCUCAUCUGCUGUUAGAAAUGGUGGGAGUUGAAGUCCAAAACACCUGGAGGGCUGAAGUUUGCCCAUGCCUGAUCUAGAGUUUUAAUUUAUUGGGCCUUACUAUCCAAAAAAAGGAGAUCCUUAGCCCCUUGAUCAAUAAGCAGGAAGAAAUGGUACAAUAAAACCCAGGUCACUUUCAUCUUCAACUUUUAAUUCGUUGUUUCAAAAAUCUGCUAAAUAGGGGAAUAUGCUCAGGAAUAUUUUAACUUUGUUGGUUCUGAAGUAGAAACAUUUGCUAUGACAAAUUAUCUUAGAGUACACUUUUUAAAACUAGAGAAUAAUUAAGAGCAGACUGCUGUACUAUGCUGUGAAUCUUGUUUUAAUAGUGUUGAGUUGGAAAUGAGAUUUAGUUUUGAUUUUUAGAAAUCUCCACUGCCAAUUACCUGAUUCUCCAGCGUUGUAUGAGUAUUUUGACAGACCGCUGUGGGUGUAUAAACAAUACCAGGCCUCGGGAUGUAUUCUUUAACAAUAAUAAAGUUACAUUUAUUUUUAAAUAUAUUCCUUUUGAACUCUAGUAUGGGAAAGUGGUUGAAUUUACUGGAAAUUUCAAUCAUUUUAAAAAUGAAAUAGGACAAUCAGAUCAGUAUAGUUGCUCACAAGUUCUUCUCUGACUGUGUGAUAUUUUUCUAUAUGGCCCCAGAAAAUAAGAGCAAUUGCUCUUAACGGGGCUUUUAACUUGGACCAUUAUUGGAUAUAUUUGUUUUGCUUUUAUGGGAAAUUUUAAUUCUUGAUUUUCUCAAAGUCUUUGAAUCAAACAAUCUUACUAUACUAAUUCUCAUUAUUGUAACUCAAUAUUGUCUCUAGAACUAAAAGUAUAACUCAAGAAGUAUUGACAGAGAAUUAGGAAGAAUUCUUGGCAUUAGUUCUAUAAACCACACAGUAAAGACAGAUAAUCAUUUCCUAUGUUCACAUUAGAAAAACUUGCCUCAGUAUUAAGAUCUAUUUUUUCUCUUAUAAGAAAUACUUUAUGGUCUCCUCCCUGUAAUGAAGAGACCAUAACCAACCUUCUGUUUUUCAGACACAGAAGCAUCCAUGUCUUUACCAAAACCUUGAUAGUGUAAUUUCUCCAUAGUGAAUGACCUAAAGGUUUGUGUAUAUGUUACUCAUCACUUAGACACUCCUUGGAAUUCUGGAAAUACGGAAUUUAUCACAUAAUUGUGACAAUUUGUAUCACUAGCUGCUGUAUACUACAGGCAUGAUAUCUUAAGUGAUCUUUAUAUGAGCUGGAGACAUGUAACCAACCUCUGCAACAGGACACUUUAUUCUGUAAGUCAGAAAUCAGAAGAUGUAAUGUUCCAUGAAGUAACUAGCUAUUUUUAGAUCCUGCUUUAAUGUUAUGAUUUUGGGAAGAGGAUGCUGGAUUGUUAUUUUAUGAUUUGGGGAUAAUUUUAAUUUUUAAGGCUACACAUUAUAUAUGCAAUUUGUCUGGUGAGUUAGUGUGAAAGUGUGGUUGUAUUCCAUAUAAAGGCAGAAAUCAGACACAAAAUUUGCAUAUACUUUUAUGUUGAGACUGUUGCAAUUAGAAAUAAAACAACUUUGAUCAAAGUUGUAAAUUGUUACUUUGUAGUAUCAUACAUUUUAUAAAUAGAUACCUGUUAUUUUUAUGGGAAUUUUAUAUAAGAACCUGUUUUAUGUAUAUUUAAAAUGAUCCAGUAUUUUAUUAAAAUCCUACAAGCGAGGAUUGUGCAGAAUAAAGCAAGUAUUUGCAUUUGAUUGAAUCAAAAAAGCAUGCAUACUCUCAAGAAAAAAUAAUAUCCAGCUGUUUGUGACCUGAAAAGUAAAGCUAAACUGUAGAACAGAAUAAAAUCCUUUCAAGGCGACUGGGGUUACUUUUGUUUUCAAGCAAAAUACUGUGGCAGAGGAAAGCUGUCAAAGGUUAGUGUUCAUUGCAUGUGUUCUCCAUUUCAGAAAAUGUAUCUUAGAGAGUAAACUGCAGGGGAAACAGGGUCAAGUCAAGCUGAUGUUUUCAAAAUAAAUAUAAAACAUGACUAAUUUCAGCGCUUGGUAGGGUCUAGCACAAUAUCCAGUUGAUUUUCUUGUUUCUUAACUACACUGUGUGUUUCUUCCCUGUCCUCCUGCAGACCAUUUUACAUAUUCCUGGCAAUUCAAAUACUGGAAAUUGCAUUUUUUUUACAGCAUAGUCAUAAUGUUGUUUACUUGGAAGCUGAGUCCCACAGAGAUCAAUGGGAUUUGCUCCCAAAAUGAAUGUGCAUGGAAUUUCAGCCAACAUAACCUUAUCAAUUAGGAAAUUAUCCAAUUAUAUCUUAAGCAAAGUUAGUAAUGAUUGUGUGUGUGCCUUCAAAUCAUUUGUCAUGUCACCCCAUGAAUUUCAUAGGAUUUUUCUUAGGCAAGGAAUACUCAGAGGUGCCUUUGCUCUUAAUUACAAAUAAAUCCAUUAAUUAUAGUUCGUUACCUUUGGUGAGAAAGGAGAAACAAAGUUACAUUUCAAAAAUAAUGUAAGUAGGAGUACUUUGUUGUUAUAAAGUAAGGUGUUUAUUGCAACAUGUUGAUUUUCCUUUUGUAAGCUUUGCUGUUUUGAGAACAGCAUGAAUGUGUAACUUGCAUCUCAGAGGUUUUUGCAUCUUAUGCUAAAAUGUACUAAAAUGGCUGCAGAUCUGAAUCUUUUAUCUGCCUCAUGCAUACUGAUAGGAUGGUGUUAUCUUUAUUUUUAAAACAAUGGUUUGGAAACAAUAACAGAUAUGACAGCAUGGUUUUGUUGUCUUGUUCUCCUUAACUUUGUGAACUUUGCUUUCGAUGUGCUAAUGCAUCAUAUUGCUUUUAUCAGUGAAGUAGAAUGCAGCCAGAUGAGUAGACAGACAUCAACAAACUUGGUAUUUAAAAGGCAAGCAACUGAGUCCUGCCCAGUAUCUUGAUCCGCAGCAGGCAAGAAAAAAAGAGUACGUCCUUGGAAAUAAGAUGUAGUUUUCCCUUCAGCCUCUUCUUGUCUUGCUGCAGCUCUCAGCCUCAAAGGAAGGCAAAGUCAACCCCCUUCUGGGCAAACCUUGCCAAGAAAAACCUGUCAUAGGGUUGCCUUAGGGUCCUCCAUAAGUCAGAGAUGACAUGAAUGCAUACAACAACAACAAAACAGCAUUCUACAGGAAGCUGAAAAUAUAGAAAUAAAUACAGGAUAUAGUCCAUUCUUCCUUCUCAUAUGCAUUUGUUUAGACUUUUCUCAAAACUGUAGUUGUCUCAUUGGCAGUUUGAGUAAGGAGCCCCCGGUGGCUCAAUGGGUUACACUGCUGAGCUGCUGAACUUGCUGAACGAAAGGGGAGCAGGGUGAGUUCCCACUGUUAGCUCCAACUUCUGCCAAUCUAGCAGUUUGAAAACAUGCAAAUGUAAGUAGAUAAAUAGGUACUGCUCUGGUAGGAAGGUAACGGCACUCCAUGCAGUCAUGCUGGCCACAUGACCUUGGAGGUGUCUACGGACAACGCUGGCACUUCGGCUUAGAAAUGGAGAUAAGCACUAACCCCCUGAGUCGGACAUGACUAGACUUAAUGUCAAGGGGAAACCUUUACCUUUACCCUAAUUAGGAUUUCCCACAGUAGGAAUAUUGGCUUGCUUCAUUGACCAUCUGAUGUUGUAGUACAAGAAGAGCUCAGAGGAAGUUUAUGUAGAAAAAAAACUGAUUUAAUCCUAUGGAUUGAAUAGGCCUUGGUCUUUGUCUGAUCUUGAUUAGAUGGCUAGAAGGAUGUACCAGAGCUGUGAUGAAAGGUUCCUUUUCAUGAGAAGCCUGAGAGUCUUAAUCUUGACCGACAAAUUAGUAACUCUCUUUAUGCAAAGUAUUUGUCCAAAGACACUGUGUUCUCUAUUCAUUUUUAGUAAUAGAGGCAAUAUAACAUAUUUGUUUUGUUGAUAUUAUUACUAGUUAGAGGAGUAGAGAUGAGUUUUGUCAUUCAAAGAAAAGUGAAGAUCGGAAAAAGUCAAAACAGGAAAAAUGGCAUUAUUCAUUAAACUCUGCUUCAACCCUACAUGUUGGAUAAAGAGCCAUGUUUGAACAAUGUCUUCUUUGUAAGUAUUGUUGAAGCCAGGCACUGGGAAAGGCUGUGUUAAUUAAAAAUACCAGUGUUUGUUCAACCGCCGAAAUACUGAGCAUGAUAUGUGUAGGUUGUUCCUCAGGACAUGCUCUAACUCCCAUGCUCUAACUUGUGAAACAUUCCUUUAAUUCUUGUGUUGUAAAGAAAGUUAUUUGCCUAUUCCUGCUUAGACUUCUACGAUACAUUUGUUUUAUUAGGUUACUUCUCUACAUAGGUUAGAUUUACAGAUUUUAUAAGCAACCCUUUUCCUCCUCUCCUGCCUGCCUGGGAUUCUUUAAUAAGUUGCUCUUGUUUUUUUCGCCCAUUAUUUUGUUCUCUUGUGUGUAGACUCACUGAACAAGAACACAGUUCAAGUGACCUUGAAAAUCUUUGCCAAACUCUCAGAAGCAUCCCAAAUGAAUUAUAGUAAUCACUAAUUCUUCAUAUAUCCCAUAUCACAUGAUCUCAAGGCAGGUCCUGAAUUCAGAACAGAAGCAUGUUGGCAGCCAAUGCAGUUGCUUUAUGACCGUUGUUCUAGGCUGAACUAUCUUCAAGAGCAGUCUUUGGAGUGCUUUACAAUAGUCUUAUCAAGAAAUUAUUGUUGCAAGUACUAAAAGUACUUAGUUGUCCAUAUCCAGGAAAGGCUAUUGCUGUAAACAAGUUGAGGUGGCAGACCUGGGCUUCCAAGGCCAAAGAUGGAUCCAGACGUACUCCCAGGCCAAAUGCCUGCUGUCUCUAUCUAUAGUCCAACAGCAUCCAAAACGGCAAUGUCUUCUGCACUGUGGCUAUAAUGGCAAUGGGUUUGUAAUCUAUCUGUUUCAAAGCACAACUGAAUGUGCUGGUUAUGAUCAAAACAGCUUUUAUAAAGCCAGAGUCCAGCAAUAAUAAGUUAUUUUUGUGUAACUAAAUGCAUUCUGAUCCAGAAAUAGUGCAUGGCUUCUGGGAACAAAUUAGUUGUAUUUCCUUGCCUUAAGGAAUGGCAAAGAUAUCUUGCCAAGCAAUACUAUACCAGCUUUGCUUUUAAAAGCUUUCCUUCUACAUUUUGCUGGGUUUUUAAGUGAAUAUUUCAAGCAGCAAACACAUAUACCAGAUAGCCCUAAAAAUCAGUUAUCCUAUUCAGAUUACAAUCCAAGAAAGUGAAGGCACAGGAUAUGAGUCAGAAGAUCUAGUUCUAACUAUUUCUGUUUUUGAAAUCUUUUGCCACUUAUUUUGAAUACCACCACUCAACAAUACAUAGGCACAGGCAGGUUGGGACAGUUAUCAUAGCCUCUAGCAUGGGCAAGAUAAUUAUAUGUGAAUAAGUAGGUACCGUAAAGGUGUGUAUUUCCUGGAACGUUCUGAAGUCAGUACCAGUGUAAGACUUGCUUUAAGCCCUGAUGCCAGAGAACAAUGCCCCAACCUGUAGACAUAGUUUUGGCUUGUAGUACUCUACAAUUACUCAAGUAUACUCUAAUUAAGAAGUCAAAAUUAUUGCAUUGAGAGAGAGGGAGAGGUAUUUAUUACAGUAAUCAUACAGAAACUGUGUUAAUUUUUUGUUAUAAGAAAAUGUACUGCUAAAAGUGCAUAUUGUUUUCGUAAAUACAUAUCAUUUUCAUCCUUCCUGUCUAAAUAAAAACAUGCAACAAUCAAA
Molecule: messenger RNA, 8953 nt
Organism: Anolis sagrei ordinatus
Lineage: Eukaryota; Metazoa; Chordata; Lepidosauria; Squamata; Anolidae
Source: RefSeq, a predicted model, not a curated record